AACUUUCCAUAUAUGUUUGUGCUUCUCUCCAUCUUUUUCUCAUAUUUUCUACUCAUAUGCUUCUCCUUUAAAUUCUCCCCCUUCUUAAUUUAAUUAAUUAUCUAGGGUUCUUUUUAGUAAUUGUUUUCUACUCUUUAUGUUCAUUAAAAGAAAAUCAAUUUGAUCUUGUGCAACAUAUAGAGAAAUGGGUGAUUCUUCUUCUCAAUACAUCCACAUGGUGCAACACUUGAUAGAAGAAUGUAUAAUAUUCAAUAUGAGCCAAGAAGAAUGCAUGGAUGCACUAUCCAAACAUGCAAAUAUUCAGCCUAUUAUCACUUCCACAGUGUGGAAGGAAUUGGAGAAAGAAAACAAAGAGUUCUUUGAGGCAUACAACAAGAGGAUGGGAGAAGCAAAAAGAUCAUCAUCUAUACAUGAUGAAUUGGAGAUGUCAAGACAAAGAAUCCAUAGUAUGAUGUUGGAUUCUUCCUCUAUUAAAGAUUCCAUGGACAAACAAUAGCGGCGAAGUCGGAAUUUUAAAAUUCAGGGUGAAUCAGUAUUAUUUUAGCUCAAAUAUGGGUUAACUUAAAAUAAAAACGAUGGAAUAAACACUCAAGUUGGAUUCAAACUCAGGUUUCACGGGUAAAUUCUCUAGCUUGUAUUAAUACUAUUCCUUUGUUUUUCAUGGAUGCACUGUUAAUUAUAUCUUAAUAUCUAUAGAUUUUGCAAAAUACAUAUA
Molecule: messenger RNA, 715 nt
Organism: Solanum pennellii
Lineage: Eukaryota; Viridiplantae; Streptophyta; Magnoliopsida; Solanales; Solanaceae
Exons: 3
Coding region: 185-496 (103 amino acids)
Biological process (GO): developmental process
Source: RefSeq, a predicted model, not a curated record